AUGUCCCUUUCAGUGAAUGAAUUUGAUGCUGAGCUAUUAUCAUGUGGGCUAGCCAAUCUUUCUAUAUCAACCUCCUUGAUCAAGCAACUGCAUCAAAGGUAUGUCUGUUUGGGGUUAAACUUACCAUCUAGAUGCGGGACCGUUUCAGACAAGUCUGACAGAGCUACUGUGGAGCUUGUGCUUGAUCCCAAAACCAGAAUGCUUGUUUUCAAAAUCAUAAAUAAAGGCCUUUUCGACGAGCUACAGGGCUGUAUCUCUGCAGGAAAAGAGGCAAAUGUUUAUUGUGCGCACCGCCGGUCGGAUGAUGUCUUUUUUGCCGUCAAGAUCUACAAAACCUCUAUCCUUAUAUUUAAGGACCGCGAAAAAUACGUUGUCGGGGAAUUUCGGUUUCGCCACGGUUAUAACAAGUCAAAUCCUCGCAAAAUGGUUCAGCUCUGGGCCGAAAAGGAGCUUCGGAAUUUGAAAAGUCCCUCUCCGACGUUAAAAAACGCGGUUAUCGAAUCCGCAGGAAUAGCCUUCAAACUCUAUGUCGACUUGAUCGUCAUUGUUAGGACGUUAUUUCAGACAUGUAAGCUGGUGCAUGCUGAUCUGUCCGAAUAUAAUAUUCUGUACCACCAAAAGGCCCUUUGGGUUAUAGAUGUUGGCCAGGCCGUUGAACAUGAUCAUCCUUAUGCGUUAGAGUUUCUAAGGAAGGAUUGUCUGAACAUAAAUACCUACUUUAAGAAAUAUGUUUCCAAGAUACUUCCGCUUAGAUCAAUAUUUGAUUUUGUUGUGCAGCCAUUGCCAGUUGCUACUGAAAAGGACCCACAAGCCAUAAGAAAGAUCCUAACCAACCAGAUGUCUACCAUGUCGCAAUUAUCGCUUUCUUAUCAGGAAGAAAUGGACGAAAGAGUAUUCCUGGAAGCGUACAUUCCGAGGACUUUGAACGAAAUUGUAGACAUUGAAAGAGAUAUCGACAAACUGAAUUCCGGAAAUACAGAAGAUCUUUUAUAUUGCAACAUGACGUCAAUUAAUCACAUGCCGGAGGGUCAAGGCGCUUCAACGGCCUCAGAGACCAUUGAGCACGUUUGCGACGAAGCAUUUGCAUCUGCAGCCGACCCGGUAACCGAGUCAGAGCCUCACACAAAAAGGGUCGCGCAAAAUUUGAAAAAAUCAAAAGAAGAGAAACAACAGCACAAGAAAUUGGUCAAAGCAGAGAAUCGGUUGCGCCGUCAAAGCAAAAUGAAAAAAUCGGAAAAAAAACGCCUAUGCAAAUCUAAAAGCUGCUAA
Messenger RNA from Mitosporidium daphniae, 1269 nucleotides. Its product is annotated as serine/threonine-protein kinase RIO1. Bases 1 to 1269 code for a protein of 422 amino acids. Lineage: Eukaryota; Fungi; Microsporidia. The record is from RefSeq and is a predicted model, not a curated record. Gene Ontology annotation, molecular function: protein serine/threonine kinase activity; ATP binding. The transcript is spliced from 2 exons.